GGGAGAGGAGGACGAGGGCGGGGGAUGCUGGGCUGCCCCGAGCCUUCUCCUCCUUCUGGGCCGGAGCCUCCAGAGCCUGAGCUGCUGCCGUGCCUCCAUCUGUGCUGCUGCAGUGAGCGGCCCCGGAAGGACGUCUGCAUGCGGGCAGUGGGCGGCGAGAAGGCGUGGGCCCCCCGACUUCUGGCCACCAGGCGCCCCUGACCCAGGCGCCAUGCCCGGGACUGGCCCUCGGGUGCUGAUGGCCGCGUUGGCCCGGGGGCUGGUGCUCUGACAUGGACUCCCAGGCCCGGGGGAGGGCCUUGGGCCCUCCUGCCUGCUAGCGUGAAGGCGAGCUCUGGAUGUGUUUCCCCCAAGGCCUGCUCUGGGGUGCCUGUGAGCACAGAGUGGGGGAGGGGCUUCUCUCGCCUCCCCUUUCUGGACAUGAAGAAGGACGUCGAGGUUUUGGUCUCCGAGGAGAGAGCUGAAAUCAUUGCCAAGUACCGGAAGGGGAGGCAGCCUGGGGCUCAGAUUGACCCUUGGGAGGAUGCAGACUUCACCCUUUAUAAAGUCACAGACCGGUUUGGCUUUCUACAUGAGAGUGAACUGCCAAGCCACAGCGCCCUGGAGGAGAAGCAAAAGCUCCAGGAGAUCGAGCGGGUGGACAAGUGGCUGAAGAUGCUGAAGAAAUGGGAUAAAUACCGCCACAGUGAGAAGAUGGCUCGAAGGGUCUACAAAGGCAUCCCUCUGCAGGUGCGGGGCCAAGUCUGGUCCCUCCUCCUGGAAGUGGAGAAGGUGAAGACAGAAAACCCCGGCAAAUACGAGGAGAUGAAGGAGAAGGCCCAGAGCUGCUCUUCCGAGAUCAGACAGAUCGAUCUGGACAUCCAUCGGACGUUCCGCAAUCACAUCAUGUUCCGGGACCGCUACGGGGUGAAGCAGCAGGCCCUGUUCCAUGUCCUGGCCGCCUACUCCGUCUACAACUCGGAGGUUAGCUAUUGCCAGGGCAUGAGUCAGAUCGCUGCCAUCCUGCUGAUGUACCUGAAUGAAGAGGAGGCUUUCUGGGCACUGGCCCAGCUCCUGGCCAAUCAGAAGCACGCCAUGCAUGGCUUCUUCACGCCAGGAUUCCCCAAGCUGCAGCGCUUCCAGGACCACCACGAGCAGAUCCUGGGGAAGGCCCUGCCCAAGCUGAAAAAGCACAUGGACAAGGAACAGAUGUCCACAGGCAUUUAUACCACCAAGUGGUUCCUGCAGUGCUUCAUUGACCGGACCCCGUUCACCCUCACCCUGCGCCUGUGGGACGUGUACAUCUUGGAGGGCGAGAGAGUUCUCACCGCCAUGGCCUAUACGGUCCUCAAGCUGCACAGGAAACGCCUGCUGAAGAUGUCCCUGGAGGAGCUCCGAGAAUUUCUGCAGGAGAAGCUGGCCGGCCCCUGGCCCCACGAAGACGACACAGUCCUGGACCAUCUGCAGGCGUCCAUGGCCGAGCUGCGCCGCAUGAAAUGCGAGCUGCCCCCGCCAGCCAAACUGGAGGAGCUGCCCAAGAAACCUCUGGGAGUGGACUUCUCCCUGGGCCUUGUGAUCAAUGGGCAGAGCAAAGCUGUGCGCACCCAGAGCCCCGCCCUCAGCCCCGCGCCAACCGGCCAGCUGCCUGAGCCCCCUGAAGACACGCCCUCUGCCCAGCCUCAGGAGCCACAGCAGCUGGGCAGCCCGGACCUGGAGGAGGCUGCUGUGAGGGCCGGACCUGCGGCCCCCCAAGCCCCGGCCUCCCCUGAGGAGGGGGGGCCGGCAGGGGGUGGCCCCCCGGAGCUGGGUGCAGCCUGCUUCCCUCCUCCCCCAUCCCCCGAAGAGCUGCUGCCCCCAGAAAGCGUUCCUGAUGAGGACGCCUACCCCGCCGGCCCUCCCCCUCCCCCUCCCGGCACCCCGGAGCAACCUGGCCCCCCGCCCUCCCAGCAGCACCCUCCUGAGGGGGCGGGGGGCCCGGGGCCGGCCCCCAGCAGCCUCCCGCCCAGGCACUGGGCCAGCAUGCCCAGCCUGGCCCUUCCCACGCCUUCCUCAGCCUCCCUGGGCGCGAGCCCCCGUGGCUUCUGGGGGAGCAGCCCCAGCCUCUGCAGGGCCUGGGCUGGCCAGGACUCGGGACAAGAAGGGCGGCUCCCAGGCGGAGCUGGCCCCCUGCUGCCCCUGGGCACAGAGCGCCCCCCGCAGGAGGCCCCGGGCGGACAGGGCAGCUGUCACCUGGAGCUCACAGGGGCCGGUUUAAGGGACUCGGGGCCUGCCAGAGAACGGGACUGAACCAGGCGUAAAUGGUACGGCCCAGGAGGGCCCAAAGGACAAGAGAUGGCUCUGCCAGUAAAGGCGUCUGCAGAAAGGA
Molecule: messenger RNA, 2344 nt
Organism: Antechinus flavipes (yellow-footed antechinus)
Lineage: Eukaryota; Metazoa; Chordata; Mammalia; Dasyuromorphia; Dasyuridae
Product: USP6 N-terminal-like protein
Exons: 15
Coding region: 421-2265 (614 amino acids)
Source: RefSeq, a predicted model, not a curated record